UCGUGCAUUUUACCUCGACGUUUGGCCCUCGAGACAUUCUGUAGGACCGUCGGUAUGGUGCGUUCAUAUAUUUAGACACGUCACAACACGACACAUGUUGGAUGGCUUUUCCGAACAACUAAAAAGCAGUACAAACUGACAUACAUACAGAGGUGAAUAUGGCGGACGUUUCUGAGAGGACGCUGCAAGUUGCAAUCGCUAUUUCAUUCGCAGUCGGUUUCCUUUCUGGAUGGCAGGCCAACCGAGCGCGGAGGAAGUUCCUGGAUUGGAGAAAGAAACGACUGCAGGAUAAACUCUCAGAAACACAGAAGAAACUGGACUUGGCAUGAAAGUGAAGUAGGGUGUGUCGUCACCAAAAUCAAUGUUCAGCUGUCAGAUCAUGGACUUCCAAUACAAUGAUUGGGAUCGUUGUCACAACCAGCAGAACUGAAGCAAGAUACAAUGACAAGUUUCUGAACAUGUUUUGUGAUUUGGUGACCGUGUUUUGCUGGGUGACAGUGUUUUGCUUCCAGACUACUGCCGUUUUUACGUUUUAAUAAAAGUAUGUGUUUUCUUACAUCCUGUAUUUUGAAGAUGCCUAUGGUAGUUCACUGUCUUUUAUAUAGUGUAACAAAUUCAUUGCGCUGAUUUUUCCCAAUCCCAAAUCGACUGUACGCACAGGUGGAGAUGUGAGAGGAUUUGUUACCUAAAUCAUACCCUUUAAAUAUCCACAAUUGGGCGUUUGUGUAUAGGGCUCAGUUUGGGAUGGGGGCAGUAUCAACCAUCACUCUUAUGAGCACCUAUGUGAAUUUAAAUAAAAUAUAUAUAUAUACAUUUA
Messenger RNA from Oncorhynchus masou masou (cherry salmon), 817 nucleotides. RefSeq names its product mitoregulin-like. Gene Ontology annotation, biological process: positive regulation of mitochondrial membrane potential. The record is from RefSeq and is a predicted model, not a curated record. The coding region runs from base 159 to 329 and encodes 56 amino acids. The transcript is spliced from 2 exons. Lineage: Eukaryota; Metazoa; Chordata; Actinopteri; Salmoniformes; Salmonidae. Gene Ontology annotation, cellular component: mitochondrial inner membrane.